This is a messenger RNA of Aedes albopictus (Asian tiger mosquito), 3979 nucleotides long. RefSeq lists its product as uncharacterized. Lineage: Eukaryota; Metazoa; Arthropoda; Insecta; Diptera; Culicidae. The record is from RefSeq and is a predicted model, not a curated record. Gene Ontology annotation, molecular function: catalytic activity. Bases 332 to 1240 code for a protein of 302 amino acids. The transcript is spliced from 2 exons.
CCAAGAUUCCUUCAGGAAUUCUUUCUGAGAUUCUUCAAAUAUUUUCUUUCGGAAAAUCUUUAGAAGCUUUUUCUUGGAAUUCCAGAAGGUAUUCCUGGGAAAAUGGAGCCCUGGGAGCAAUUAUUCGAGGGAAAUUAGAAGGACCUCUGAGAAAAUUACUUAGCUGCGGGAAGAGUUCUUUAAAGAUUUUUCUAUUUUUUUAUAGAAUUCUUCAAGGAACUUUUGUUGGGGUUUCCUUGGCUGAUCCCUUUAAAAAAUCCUGAAAGAAUUCUAUUGAAUUCCGUAAUUAACUCCUUAAUGAUUCCCAUAAGGACACCUGGAGAAUAUCAGAAUGACCUACCAAAGAAUAUCCAGAAAUACUGCAGGAAUUCCUAAAGGAACUCCUGGAGGAAUCCAGAAAGAGUUCUUAGCAACUGUUUCUAAAGUUGAUAUAAUAUGUUUAUCAGAAUCUUGGUUGAAUGAUAAGAUAUCUGAUGACAUAAUCUACAUUGAAGGCUAUACUGCUGUAAGAAAUGAUCGAGUAGGACGGCUUGGUGGUGGCUUAAUUGUGUAUAUGAGUAAUAAUCUAUCUUUUAGAACAAUUGAAAUGUCUUGCUAUCAGUUUGGACAAGUUGAAUAUAUUUUUCUUGAACUACGAGUGAAUAACCAUGAAAUGCUUCUAGGGUUCUUUUAUAAUCCACCGGAGUUCGAUUGCACUGAUUUGCUAGCACAAAAGUUUUCAAGUUUUGAGUUACAGUAUGAACACAUUUUAUUGAUGGGUGAUUUUAAUACUAAUUUGUUGAAAAAUAACUGUGAUAAGAGUAAACAAUUUCAAUCGUUCAUGCAGGAUUUUGGUUUUUCCUCUUUAGGUACUGUUCCUACGCACUUUCAUAGAACCGGUGCUUCGCAAAUAGAUUUGAUGUUGACAAAUAGGCAAGAUUUAGUGCUGCGUUUUAACCAAAUUGACGUUCCUUUUAUGUCCAACCAUGAUUUACUGUUUGCGUCCCUAGAUGUUGAUAUGACACGAAUUCAAAAGCCAGUUAGUUUCAGAGACUACAGGAAUUUUGAUUCUUCCACUGUAAUUACCAUGUUUAAUCAAAUCGAUUGGGAAGCAUUUUACUAUAUUAAUAACCCUGAUAUCCUGUUGACUUUUUUCAACGAUCAUGUGAAAAACAUCUUCAACAUGACGGUACCGCUAAAACACAGUAUGAAACUAGUAAAUACAACCCGUGGUUUAAUAAUCAAAUUUCAAAGGCAAUAGUUGAUCGUGAUCUAGCUUUUCGUCUAUGGAAGUCGACAAAAAGCGAAAGUGACUGUGCACACUUCAAAAGAUUGCGUAAUUCUGUUACUACUUUGAUUACGAACGCUAAGAAACGAUAUUGGAAUGCAAGAAUAUCGCGAAUCGAUUCUGUUAAAGAUCUAUGGAAGAAUUUAAAUUCAUUGAAUGUUACCAAAAGAAAUGAUAAUUUUUUGGUUGAUGCAACUCCAAAUGACGUUAACUGUCAUUUUUCCAGAAAUUUUAGCACAAAUGCACUAUCUGCUCCAGAAGAGAACAAUCAUGCAUGUACAUCAUCUUUCAGGUUUAACGAACUUGAAGAUUGUCAUAUAGUUAACGCAAUUCAUGAUGUUAAAUCAAACGCUGUUGGUCUCGACGAAAUUCCUCUGAAAUUUAUAAAAAUGAUACUCCAAAUGAUACUGAAGCACAUUUUUAAUAGUAUAAUCAUGAGCGGAAUUUACCCGAAAGCAUGGAAACAUUCCAAGAUAAUUCCAAUAAAGAAGAAAUCGACAGUGAGCUCUUUGGAAAACCUGCGACCUAUCAGUAUUUUGAGCGCACUAUCCAAGGUUUUUGAAAAAUUGUUGAAAAACCAAAUAACAGUUUACUUGGCAGAAAAUCAGCUCUUAUCUCAGUAUCAAUCGGGUUAUCGGAAAGGACAUAGCAUCAAAACAGCAAUGAUAAAAGUGUGUGAUGACAUAGGAGUUGUUCUAGAUAAAGGAGGAUCUGUUGUUCUCUUAUUGCUUGACUUUUCUAAAGCAUUUGAUACUAUCUCUCACAAUAAAUUAUGCAAAAAAUUAGAACAUUAUUUUGGCUUUAGUUACGAUGCAGUUCACCUAAUUCGCUCAUAUCUGUCAGAAAGGACGCAAACUGUUUUCAUAAAUGGUAGUUUCUCUGAGUUUCUUCCAAUAGUAUCAGGAGUGCCACAAGGAUCUGUACUAGGACCACUACUGUUUUCUAUUUAUAUAAAUGAUUUGCCUUUAAGACUCAAUGGAUGCCAGAUUCAUUUAUUUGCAGACGACGUACAAAUAUAUGUGGAUGUUUCUAAUUUGUCUAAUGAGAAUGCUGCAACUUUAAUAAAUGAUUGUUUAUCUUUGAUUUCAUCAUGGGCCACCGAUAACUCGUUGAUGCUCAAUGCACGUAAAACCCAAGCGUGUUAUAUUACUCGCCAGAAUCAAAAUCAAGACAGACCCGAGAUAGUCUUGAAUAACGUUCCGAUUAUGUAUUCAAAUACUGUAGUAAGUUUAGGAGUAACCCUAGAAAGUAAUCUAUCAUGGGAUACCUAGUUUUAUUUCAAAACAAUGUGGAAAAAUAUAUUCAGUUUUGCGUACUCUGCGUUAUAAUGCUGAUUUCUUGCGACAAGACACUAAGCUGAAUUUGUUUAAAAGUUUAAUAUAUCCUCAUUUUCUAUUUUGUGAUUUUGUUACCACCCAGGCAUCCACAAUUGCUCUGAAUAAACUGAAAAAAGCUCUCAACUGUUGUGUAAGAUAUGUAUAUAACUUGAAUCGAUAUGCUAGAGUUUCUCACCUGCACAGAUCAUUGAUUGGUUGUUCAUUCAAUAAUUUUCCAGAAGCAAGAUCCAUACUCUUAUUACAUCCAAUAAUAAACAAAAAAUGUCCCAACUAUCUGUUUAGCAAACUUAUUCGCUUGAGAAGUCAAAGGGGGAUUAAAUUGUCAAUGCCUCUUUGCCGUACUUCACACCAUUCUAACUCUUUUCUAGUUAGAAGCAUUUACAAUUGGAACUCUUUGCCAACUGAUCUACAAUUCAUGACUUCGUUUGUACAAUUCAAGAGGGCAUUUCUAGAGCAACUUAGAUAAAUAAUUAGUCAGUUACAGAAAUUGUCAACUUCAUGCAUUCGACGCACUUCAUGUAGGGUAUCGGGAUGCUUCGUUGGCAUAGUCCCCUCGUUCGGCCUAUCUCAACGUAAACCAAAAACUCAAUCAAACGCGCAUAACUGGAUAUCGGAAAAUCUUUGCGCCAAACAACUGUAACAUUUCGUUUCAAUUUUAGAACUUUAGAACAUUAAAAAUGAAUGAAAAUGUCAAUUUUUUUAUCUUUUGUAGACGCCAUGAUUCUUCGGCUUAGGGGGUAGUCUAUACACAUGAUCAUAAAUAGCAAGAUUCUGGAACAUUUCGAAAUUACUUUUCCAUAACUGAACAUUUGAUGCGACGAUCAAAGAUGCUAUUUUGAACUUGUGUAUUUGUUUUCAACGAAUAAUAACUAUUUUACAAAUUGAACGUGGGCCGAAUAUUGAGGACAUUUUUUUCACUAUGUACCCAAAUCUUGGCCCAUCCGUAAAGUGACGUCAAAACACCGAUAAAAAAACGUCCACGACAUUUCCUGUGUAAGAACCAGAAAGAACGAACAGGAAGAAAGAUUUUGUGUGCGGUGACUGUAAAAAUAUAACACAAUAAUAGGGUUGCGUUGUUUUCGUUACUAAAUUAAGAAAGAACUUUAGUUUAAGUGCUUUGUUCAUAGUUUUUUGAAAAUUAAGCUCCGAAAAAGUAAUUUAAAAGUAAGAUUGGUGAACAAACUGAGAUAAUACUUCAGCAGAAAUAUUGGAAAAAUGAGAUAAUUAGUGGUUCUGGAGCAUGGAAAGCAAUAGGCCAACGUUGUAUCCACUAAUAGGCCAAUUUUUGUACCAUAGACCAACGUUGCAUACCAUCGCAUCGAUACUUUUCAACUUAUUUAAGCAAAUUCUUGAAUAUUUACGUUUGUUUACUUCC